AGAUGCUAAGUCCAGUGACAACCUUAACGAAAGGUCAGAUAAUAGAACACGAUUUGGAGAAAUAUGUAGAUCUCAGCAUUCAGUGGAGUCGGUGGCUCCUAAAACCGUACGGGAUGUGGCCAAAUUUAUCUGACACUACACGGAUAGAUAAAUAUUUCAGUUGGAUCUUGAUUGUGAUAUGUUCCAUUAUAAUGAGUUUCUUCUGCGUACCAUGUACUUUGUACAUAUUCUUAGACGCAGAAGACGUCUACGACAAAAUCACACACGUGGGCCCAUUGGCUUUCUGUGUGGUGGCGUAUAUAAAAUUCUACGCGGUAAUCGCUCGCGGAGAUGAUAUUCGCGAGUGCAUCGAGUGCAUCGAAUGGGACUGGUUCAACAUAAAGUACUCGGAGGACCGAAACAUUAUGAUAGCGAAAGCGAAUUACGGAAAGCGAAUUUCAAAAAUAUGCGCCCUUUUUAUGUACAGCGGUGCCGCUUUUUAUUAUAUUGUAUUACCAAUCAAAGUCGGCAAGAUCGAGAUAGAAGGCGAAAAUACUACCUUCAUUCCGAUCGCGAUGCCUUUCCCGAGACAAAUACUCGAUACUCGUUACAGUCCGAUUAACGAGAUCAUAUUCGUAAUACAGGUUUUAGGAGGGUUCCUGAUGCACGCAGUCUCAGCUGGUGUUUGCAGCUUGAUAGCUACUUUCGCGCUCCACAUUUGUGGUCAAAUGGAAAUUCUAUCGUCCUGGCUUGAACAUUUGGUAGACGGUCGAUCAGACAUGUGUAAAACCGUGGAUGAUAGAAUUGGAAGCAUUGUGAAUCAACACGUUCGAAUAAUCAAAUGUUUGUCUCUCAUAGAGAAGACAAUGUCACGAAUAUCUCUCAUCGAAGUCGCGGGACGUACAUUAGACAUGUGCCUUGUGGGAUAUCAUGUUAUCAUGGAGUGGCAUUCGAAGAGCAUGACCGCUACUGUAACGUAUACCAUAAUAUUUACAUCGGUUCUCUUCAAUAUCUUCAUAUUUUGUUAUGUAGGCGAACUCGUCGGCGAACAGUGUGCAAUGAUUGGCGAAACGUCUUACAUGAUCGAGUGGCAUCGAUUACCAGAGAGGAAGCAACAUAGCAUGAUCUUACUAAUUGCGAUGUCUAAUGCCACGUCGAAGCUCACAGCUGGAAGUGUCAUCAUGUUAUCCCUCGACAGUUUCAGUUCCGUUGUUAAAACAGCAUUUGCUUUUCUAAAUAUGUUGAGAACUGUGGCUGUGGCUUAAAAAUUGGAUUGUAUGUUAUGAAAACAGUAAGAGUGUUGUACUAUUCUAACAAGCAUUUGUAUCAUUGAAUAGAUUUAUUGGUUAAUUUGAAAUUAACGAGAAUGACAUUUUGGACAAUUCCUUAUUUUGUCGAUGAAUUUUCAAAGUUUUUAUUUUACUCAAUGUCUCUGCUGCACAAUGCACACACACAC
Messenger RNA from Hylaeus volcanicus, 1435 nucleotides. RefSeq names its product odorant receptor 22c-like. Bases 3 to 1244 code for a protein of 413 amino acids. Gene Ontology annotation, biological process: sensory perception of smell; detection of chemical stimulus involved in sensory perception of smell. The transcript is spliced from 5 exons. The record is from RefSeq and is a predicted model, not a curated record. NCBI's taxonomy places the organism in Eukaryota, Metazoa, Arthropoda, Insecta, Hymenoptera, Colletidae. Gene Ontology annotation, molecular function: olfactory receptor activity; odorant binding. Gene Ontology annotation, cellular component: plasma membrane.